Aspergillus affinis is the source of this 507-nucleotide messenger RNA. Its product is annotated as DUF3237 domain-containing protein. NCBI's taxonomy places the organism in Eukaryota, Fungi, Ascomycota, Eurotiomycetes, Eurotiales, Aspergillaceae. The transcript is spliced from 8 exons. Bases 1 to 507 code for a protein of 168 amino acids. The record is from RefSeq and is a predicted model, not a curated record.
AUGUCUGCAUAUCCUUCUCUCAAACCUGCUUUCACAAUCAAGGUCAAUAUAGAUGCUGCGUUGGCUGUCGGCAGCGCCUCGCGAUCCAACCCGUUGCAGGUCGUGCCCAUGACUGGCGGUACCUUCAAGACUGAAUCGAGCUUCUCACCGUCCGUCGAUGCCGAAUUCGUGGGUGUCGGAAAUGAUUACAUCCAUGCCGAUGCGGACGGGGAACAUUUGCGAUUGAAUGCGCAUAGUGUUCUCAAGACCCACGACGGUGCCCUCAUCUACAUGAACUACACAGGCGUCGUCACCGUGACUGCCGCCGAACAGGCCGUAUUCGACGGCAUCGCGGUCGGCGGAGCGACGUCAUUUGGUAAUGCUUUCACGCAUUUUACCUUUGAGACUGGUGACGACCGCUACAAGCAGCUCGAGCACGGCGUCUUCGUCGCGCAGGGCCGCUUCAUCGUUCAAACGGACAAAUCGGUGGUGGUGGAGUACCGAGUCAGUCAGGUGGUUCACGCAUAA